GGCAUUUCGCCGCAAACAGCAUUAUUAUGUACCCAAACAUCGUUUGCAAUAGACCAUGUACUCGAGUUCAUGUUAUUAGGUCUAAUUAUUACGAUGAUGAAUAUGAUACUGAUAAAUCAUACACAUCAUCAAAACAUUCUGAAUCUUUUAGGGACAUUAGGUGCCAAUCUAGUCAGACUGAUUUGAUACUUAUAGAUAAAUCAGCACCCUCUCUCUACAGUUGGCAACGCAGCUCAAGUUGUAAAGAUUUUAAUUUACCCAAAGUUUGUCCUGAGGUCUCAUCUCCUGCUAAUAUUGAUGAAAUUAAUUUAUCUUUUGAUAGAAAUAGUUCAUUAGAUAAUCCAAUUACUAAAAUAUUUUCUAGUAGUUACCCAGGUACUACUUCUAGUUUAUCUACUGAAAGUGGUAGUGAUCGUAAAAUAGAAAAAUUGGGUAUUAUAGUAAAGGCUAUUGAUCCAGAUGACUUAUACCAAGAUGAUGUCAGUCAAGAUUCAUACGAAUUGUUAGAAAAAGAGGAAGUAUUUGAUAUCCAUGUAAGUGAUGAAGAUGAAAUUUUCUAUGUUGAUAGUGAUAACAGAGAGCACUCUCAAGAGAUAGAAAAGCGGCUGGGUUACAUGGAACCUAAAUAUAGAGAUAUCGAGUUUAAUAAGUUUAAUGAAAUCUGUAAAAAAGAAUUGGCUUCUAGAAGUAAAGAGCAAAUAUUUUCCAACCAUACAAUUCAAUUCAUAGCUUUUGAAAACAAAUCUCAAACAGCUGCUCACCUUCCAGUGGAAAGAACAAAAAGUGAUUCUUAUAUGAGUGUAUCUAAGCCUAAAUCACACAAGUUACUUCACCAGAAGUCUAUAGAUUUGACACCAAUAGAGUCUUUUGAACCUAUUGUCUCUAACUUUGGUAUGGAUAUAUCCUACACAUUACAUAAAAGACACACUCAUGAAAAAGGCUCUCCUGAAAGAGAUAGUGUUGCUAAGUGGUCAGGAAAUCAUUUUUCUCAGGAUUCUGGUUUGUCAUUAUCUAUGCAAUCUACAAGUAAUUUAAGUGUUGAGGAUGAUAGUCCAAUUGAUCUUGAUACUCUUCUAUUAAACAAGUAUCAUGAUACUGUAGUUACCACCUCAAAAAGUUCAGAAUUAAUUCAAAUGGCUUACAAAUCCGUAUCACUCAAUGAAUCUGAAGUAAGUAGUGAUAGAAAUCUUACAGAUGAUAAGCCAAACAAAUUAAAGUCUUGUCAUAGUGCUGAGAGUAUGUCACUAAAAAGUAACAAUAAACAAAUUCAUUAUCAACCUUUAAGUGCAGAUACUGCAAAUCACAGGAAGUCAGUUGAAGUUAUCAAAAUCAAUUCAACCGAAAAUAUUGAUUCUAAACCUGAAGACAUAAUAAUUGUGGAAUAUAGGGGUGGUAACAAAGGAAAGAAGCUAGCUAAAGAUGAAUUAAGAUUUAAUAGGGAUUCUAAGAGUUCUAGUUAUGGUGGGAAAAUUGUAGAAAAAAAUAUUUCAAAGUCUCCCUCUAAUAUAUUUAGAACAUCUGCCAUAACAUUAAAAACCACUUCAGUUCUAGUAUCUAAUAAUAAUAAGGUUCACAUUGUACCUAAUGUGAAUAUUGUAGAAGAGUCAUCAAACAAUAGGUCACCAAUAGAUUAUAACUCUCUUCCUGACAUAGUUUUCAAUUCUGUACAAUGUUCUUCUGUAUCUGAAAAAGCAGACAAGAAUAUUAUUGAACUAAUAGGGUCUAAAAAUAAUAUUUUAUCUAAAAAAGAUGAGGAGCAAGUUGUUCCAAAUGAGGUAAUGAAUACCAAUGAAAUACAUAGUAUGUCCACUUUAAAAUUGAAAAAUGCAUUGUCCAAUUUGGUUUCAGGAACUAAUAAUCCAAAUUAUUCAGAACAAAAUAUUUCUGAGUCCAAAACUGCUAAAAUAAACCGAUUUCAGACCUUGGCAUCAAAAAUUUCAGCAUUUGAUGUUUUUGCUAAUACUGUUAAAAUUACUGAAAAAUCUAGUGCAGAGUUACCUAGAAAAAAUGUCCCUAAUAAAAUGUUACAGAAUCGUGAAAAGUCACCUGUACUUUACGCACGACUAGGUUUAUCUGAUGGUUCUAUGUUUCCUACUGUUAGUGGGGUACAGUUGUCAGUACAGCGUCGCGCCAUAUCACUUGACUCUCCUGUUGUAUCAUUACAUCAUCUACCAUUGGCUACAUCGUUCUCAAGUAAAGAUGAUACUGUUGCAGAUAUAGAAGAUAGUGCUAAAUUAGAAAUUAAGCCAAUUAUAUGGUGGAAUGAUAAUGAAGUGGAUCAAAUGAUAGUUGAGUGUAUAGCUGAAAUAGUAGAAAUUACUGUGGCUAAUCAAGUAGAACAGAAAAGAGAUAGUGGUAGCUCAUUAUCACCUGAUAAGACGUCUGAAAGACGACGAUCUAGCACACGACAAGAGCGCUUAGAUUCAUUUAAGAAAUUAAAAAAUUUUGAAAUUGAAAUUUGGGAUUCAGAUGAAUUAAAUGCUGCUGCUUUAAUAGAUUAUGAGCAUAAAGAUUUUGAAGAUGAAACAUUUGACAUACCUAUUGAAGUUACACCUAUAGAAUGCUCAAAAUUAGUUAAAAUAUCUGAUACAAUGAUUGCAUCUCCUGAUAAUAAUUCGGUAUCUUUAGACGAAUCUGGCAAUGGUAGUAGUGAAGAGAUACCUUUCAAAGAGUUAAACUCUCAGAGUUCAGAUGACACAAAAAAAACAGCUCGAAAGAAUAGUGAGCACAAUACUUUUUCAGAUCUAAUUAAAGCUGUAGAAAAAAACAAUCUUGAUGAUAAAUUAAAUGAACCACUAACUCCAGGAAGUGAAAGUAAAGUUGAAGUUGAUCAGAAAGUCCAAAAUCAAAAGAACUAUCAAUCUUUUUUGUCUACUGAAGAUAUUAUAAAUCACAGUGAGCUCAUUAAUAAAUUAGGCUGUAUCGAAAUUCCUCCUAAGCUGGAAUCAAAGCGUCAUAGACUAUCUGUUGAGAGUUCUGGAAGUUCAAGUUUAGAUGAUCCACUUCAUAUAGAUGAUUUAAGUGGUAAUAUAGCUGAUGAAGAAGAUGUUACAUCCAGCCCUUUGCCUCCUUUACCUGACUCAACCUAUAGUGGUGGUAUGUACCUCAUUGGAUAUGGAAUGUACGGUAUGUCAAGAACCUUAUCAAGGAUCAGUGAGCAAAGCACAUCAGAACGUUCUGAAAUUGAUGAUGAAUUAUCAACUAAACACUCAACUCAAUCAGCAUCUCUUGACGAUUCAAUUUUAUCUAGUGACUACUGUCAACCUAGUUUAUGUUCUGAUGCUAUGGAUAGUCUACCUGAUUUACCUCCAUUGCCUGAAGAAUAUGCAUUCGAUAUACCACCCCCCGCUGUUGAUGACGUAGAAUGGCCAUCUCCUAAGAGUGAAGAAAAAACUCCAAUUCCACAGCAGCAACAAAGAAAUUUAGAGGAAGAUGAAGAUGAUGCUAAAACUAUUCACAGUGAUGAUGAACCUGAUAAAGAAAUAGAUGUUACAAAAGAAAAAUCUAAAGAAGUGGAAGCAUUGUAUAGAUCUCAUUAUACAAAUAAACCUAGGUUAUCACUUGGUGAUGAUACGUCAGCUGGAGUGUCCACCUCAGAAUUUUCUAGCAAUGCCACUAUAGUAUGUCCAUUUGAUAGUGUGUGUCCCCCAUCAGAUUAUUUGAUAAGAGAAGAUUAUUCAGAUGAGUAUGAUUCACCAUUUACUGAGGAAUCUGAUGAGUCCAAAUUUUAUCGACCACCUGCUCAUUUGUUUGAACUUCCCAAGACUACUAAUAUUCGUAUCAAAGGACGUUUAUCACAUGGGCCAGCAUCACUAGAUGUUACUACUAAUACAUCAAAAUUUAAAGGAUCUACUAAAACUCGUUGUCACUCUUAUUUUUCUCUAGCCCGGAGUCCACCAAGUGAUGCAUCCUCAUCAUCACUUGAUGCUCAAGAUCCUUUAAAUGUACCUAAUACUAUUCCUAGAGCUUCCAAGAAAAGACGGUACACACAUACUCUUAGAAGAAAAAUCAAAGCUAUACAAAUUACUAAAGUUUAAAAUGUUAGAGAGAGAGGUGGUAAAUACAAAAAGUAUUUAUUUAACUAUAAAAAGCAAUUUUUCAAUUUGUCUUAUUUGUUAUAAGUAUUAAAUUUUGUAAAGUUUACCAAAUUUGUGUUUUGAAUAAUUGCUGUGCAAAAUGUGAAGGCAGUUUAGUGAUUAUGAUGUAAUUUAUUCCCAUAUAAUAUUUUUACUACCCCUCUAAUCCUUAUAAUUAAAUUUAUUCAAAGGAUUUUCAUCAGUUUGAUUCAAGGUUGUGAUAAAAAUACAAUUUUACAUUUGAAUUAAAAUAUUUGUUAAACUAUAUUUUUAAAACAGGGUUGUCACUUAAUGGAAACCUUUAUUGUUGAGGUAUAUGUAAACUAAAUAUAGGGUAUAUUGUCUAUUGAAAUUAUUGUCAUUCAUUUUUAUUGAUCAAAAAAGUUAAAAGUAUUAACAUAAUUCAUUUUUUCGUAAUAACCUUCAUUUGAAAAAAUUAAAAACAUAUUUUAUCUUAUAAGUUUUAAAUUUUUAAAAGUCAAUAUUUUUUUUUUAUAUCAUUUGAAAAUACACUUACAGAUAUUUUAAAUAAAUUUACCUUAAUUUUUUUUGUUCUUAUUGUAAUUUUGGAUUUGAAGUAACUAACUAUGAAUUAGCAUGAUUUGCCAACUUAAUAUUGGCUGUAGGUAUAAGUCAGUACAAUUUGUAAAUGGGAAUAAGUAUAGUCUAAAUUGAUUUAUUAUUGAACCUAUAUUAUAUGCACAAUAUUUUAGUGAUCAUUUUGUGAAACAUAAUUGAAUUUUUAAAAAUUCAACUAUAUAAUUUACUAGUAAUUUUUUUCAAAAAAUAAAUUCUUAUUUUUAAUUUUGAUUUAUUUGUAUCUUAAUUCAUUAUGUUUAUUUUUUUGACAGCCAUUAAGUAUUAUCAUGUCCAAUUUAAUAAUGUUUUGUCGUUUAAAUUAUACAUAUUAACUUCGUUAAGAAUUUUAUUUCAAUAUUUAUAUUAAAAAAUAAUUGAGGAAAUUAAAAGAAAAACUAUUAGAUAAAAAAUUGUGACAACCCUGUAAUAGUUCAUAUAGAUAUUCACAAUAUGUUAAAUUUUUAAAAUUAAUUAGAAAGUACAGUUAGUUAUGAAAUAACUUGUGUAAUGUAUUAUUGAUUUAUGUAAGGUAUCAAAAUUAGUAGAAUAUUUUUAUUUAUGCAGUUAUUGUAUUUAUUUGAUGAGAGUUUAAAUCUUUGAUAUUCCAUGAAAAUCAUGUAAAAUUAUAUGCAUUUUCAUUUAUGAGUAUUACUUAAAACAUGUACUUAAUUUUAUGUUGCCAUGAAAAUAACAAUUAAGCUAUCAUGAUAUAAAUAUAAAUUUAAUAAAUAGGUAGAAAUAGACUGAUAAUAUAUACAUUAAAUAUUAGUAACAAUUUUUUCUAUGAUGUUGAUCAUGAGCAAACUUAAAUUUUUUCAGUAUUAACUGUUUUAUGAAUACUAAGGUUAGUUAAUCCAAAAGCUUAAAUUUAGUUUUCUUUUCAAUUUUACUACAGCAAUCAUACCUUUACAAUUUAUCUAAGUCAUUAGAAGAGUAAUAAUAUUGUCUUCCUUUUGUACAUUAUGAUUAUUAUUAUUUUAAAAUUUACAUCAUCGGUUCAAUGCAAUUUUGCAAUAAUAUUGAUUAAUAAAGUAUACUAAUGACUGUGGUGUAAUAUAAGUUAAAAACACUAAUUAUUAACAAUUUAAGAAUAAAAGUAAUUAAUAAUAAACUUAAGUGCCACAAAAAUUAUAAUAGAAAAAUUUCUUACACAUAUUUAAAAUAAAUUUACCUUCAGCAAAUACUGUAUGCUCAAUAUAUAUUGACUAUGCUAGUAUAAUACAUAAGUAUUUUUUUUGUGGCUUUAAGUUUUAUUACUAACAUUUCUUGUUUUCAAUUGAUAUUAAUAUAUAUAUAAUUUUCAAUUAAGUUUCAAGUUUAGAGUAUGAUGAUUAAUUUUAUUUUGACCAGAAAAAUAUUUUAUUGAUAGUAUUGUUGUUCAUACUAAGUAUGUUUUGUUAAUAAUUUAAAAUAAUGUUUAGUUUGGUGAAUUAUUUAACAAUUAUUGUAGGUGAUUUUUUUAUUUCUUCAAACUUUGUUGGAUUUAUAAAUUGUGUAUAGUAUAAUACAAAUGUUUAUUUCAAUGAAACCACUAUUAAAUUGAUUCUUAUACGGAUUUUUUUAAUUGAAUAUCAAUAGAUCUCUUUGUGAAUUUUUAAAUAAAAUGUCUAUUGUAUUAUUAUAUUUUGACAGUUAUUUUGUAAAUAAAAAAAUUAAUUUUAUGAAGAAAUAAAUGAUGAUAAAUAUUUAAUAUCUGCAUUAGUGAUUUUACUCUAAUGAUAUAAAUUUUAAAUAUAUUUAGUCAAGUCUGUUUUAUUACAUACCAUUGGAAAGUCUGUAAGUUAAAUAUUUUAAUAAAAUAUUUCAAGAGCCUAAAUCUAGUACCAUUCCACUAUUUUUUAUUCUAGUUGUAGUGAAUUCAUUAAAAAGAUGAGCUUUACAUUGGUUUUAUUUUAUCUGUCAUGGUCAUUGUUAUAUUUUUAUUUUGAUAUGAUUAUAUUAUUAAUUUUAUUUUUUAAUUGCUAUUACAAAUUGAAUAUAGUUUUAGUUAAUUCUAUUUACACAACUCACUAAUUUAAUUCAUAAUUUUUAAGCAUGCUUUUGUUUUAAAUUUAAUUUAGUAAAUUCUAGUUAAAUA
This is a messenger RNA of Daktulosphaira vitifoliae (grape phylloxera), 6732 nucleotides long. RefSeq lists its product as uncharacterized. The transcript has a single exon. NCBI's taxonomy places the organism in Eukaryota, Metazoa, Arthropoda, Insecta, Hemiptera, Phylloxeridae. The record is from RefSeq and is a predicted model, not a curated record. Bases 27 to 4037 code for a protein of 1336 amino acids.